Molecule: messenger RNA, 3456 nt
Organism: Octopus sinensis (East Asian common octopus)
Lineage: Eukaryota; Metazoa; Mollusca; Cephalopoda; Octopoda; Octopodidae
Exons: 3
Coding region: 740-3154 (804 amino acids)
Source: RefSeq, a predicted model, not a curated record
UCAAGUGAACUGCAAGGGAGAUAAAUCGAUGUCAAAGGGGAGGUAAUAAUGUCUGGCGGAAGGAAUUAAGAGUUUUGAAACCUGGCGACAAUAAGAGAAUAAAUAUCAACUUUGGAGAAAAAAUUCAAAUAGAAGCAAAUCAUAUCUAAACUAAAAAGAACCUUCGCAGCGCGGAAAAAUCAUUUAUUGCAUAACUUUAUAUUCUUACAAGUUUUGGCACAAGGCCAGUAGAUUUUGAAGGGAGGGACUAGGUGAUUACAUCGACCCCAGUCGUAUUUAUUUGAUCAAACUCGACCGGAUUUAAGGCGCAGCAGACUUCAUUUGAAAUCCGAACGCAAGAAAUGCUCGUAAGAACUUUGUCCGGCAUACUUAGCGAUUCUAGCGGCUGACCGCCUUCAAUGAAUUCAUUUAAGGAGCAGUAUCAAGAAAGCGAAUGAUUGACCGGAAGUCGAGGAAGUGUACAUGCGCGAAUUCCAGAAAUCUAACGGAAAUGUUGACGUUGCAAUAAAUCGAAAUUUGAUUGGUCAACCGUUUCGCAUUUCCCGCGGGAGAAAUGAAAGUAGAAGUAAAGCGGAAGCAUGUGUUGGUAGAAGUGUCCGUUGUGUCUUUUGGUAUUCCAUUCCAGUACGAUAGAUUUAAUGGAACUGGAACAAAUAAUUCUACCCUACUGCCAUGACAUUUACAUUUGUCAUGAAUGUAUUUCGAUUUACACCACAAAGCCCAUGUUUGAUCUUCCUCAAUGGCUCCAUCCGAAAACAGUACUCUUGAUAUCGCAAAGGAAUCCGAGAAAGCAGAUAGCGUUGUCCAGUGUGUUACUGAGUCACUGACUGACAUUCUAGCAGGCAAUAUCAAAUUGUCUGCAUUAUCAAAAUGUUCUAAUGUCAAGCUGACCUAUGUCCUUUAUGGAAGACUGCUGGAUUAUAUCAAGAUCCAGCCUAUGAAAACAACAGAGACAUUAAUUGUCAUCCUCAAGUUUCUCUUUCCGGAUCUCGUGCCUUUCUUACCAAACCGGAUUGCUGCAUUUUCUGCAUCAAUCCGUCUCUACAUUGAACGGGCUCGCAAACUUGGUAACUUGGAAUCCAUUUACCAACCAAUCUCAAGUCUUUAUGCUGCUAAGCUUGAGGCAGAGUGGGAGGAUUUUACGAAAUGGGGAGUCACAAAAUCCAUGCUUAUAACUGGCCCAUUAGUUCCUCGGUCUGGCUCUAAAACGACUCUAGCUAAUAAGCACAUAGUAAUAUUAUGUCGCCUACGAAAUUCCUAUCAUCUCUGCUGGUUUAAAGUCGUUCCCAAAUGGCUGCAUUUCUUUGGAAUUCUGAACAGCAAAGUGUUAUUAAAACCAAUGGAUAUCAAAAGACAGUGGACACAAAUUCUUGAGCAAGCAGAGCAACUAGAAGGGGAAGAAUUAAACAUUUUCCUGGAAACACCUUAUCAGUUACCACUUCCUAGCAAAUCUCAAAGAUCUUUCAAACUGGAACAAACGAAUGAUUCUAUUCCAGCUGAUAUUUCAGUAACUUGUAAUAAUGUUGGAAAAGACACCCCCAGUUUAGCUGAUCUUCCACAAAGCAGAUGUUCUUCAUAUUGCAAAGAAAGUACUUGGGCUCAGAAUCUGCGUCAAAAAGUUGAUGAGCUCCAGUUACUUCUUGAGAAUAAAAACAAAGAAAUGACUUCUUUUCUCAAUAAACUGACUGAGAAAGAAAAGACAAUCGACUACUUAACAUUACGACUUUCUAAAAUGAAAAUCGUGAAAAAUCAUUGGUUGAUGAAAUAUCGCAGACUUGCUGGAGUCAAUCUCUUUGCAGAAGACUCUGAGUUUGAUGUGAAUUUGCAACACACUGAAAAAGUGAAGGAAAAUGCAAAGUGUAUACGUCGGACUGUGAACUUAGGGUGUUCAAAUGAGAGUUCUAAAUUUGUGGACAAGUUCUUAGAUGACGGUUUUGUUGAACAACUUUUGGAAUGUGUUAUUGCUCAUGGCUUGAACAUUGAUCUAAGUUCUAAUGUUGUUUUGAUGUUUCUACAAGAACUAGUUAUCCACAGCGAAAGGAAAUUGUUGAAUAACCUUGAGUUUUUGCAGAAUGGCUAUCUGAAUGCUGAACCAAAUGUUAUGCUGAAUUAUAACAGCUUGUCAUCUUCAACAAGCAAUGAUGACACUUUAAUAACAAACCAGGUAGGGUCAUCGACAACAUGUAACUCACCUGUCGUUAAUAACACUAACUGUCUUCACACUCCUUCUUUCUCCUCUCAUGAUGCUUUAUAUCCAGACGUUGAUGCAUCUCUCCUCAAUGAUAAAUGGUCUGAUCUAUAUGAAAAAACUUGUGAGAUUUCACAGAUAGAUCCUAAAAUUCUGUCAGAGGCAACUUCUGGGAAAAACUGCCAAGAUGGAGACUGGCCACCCAAAGUUUCUGAAACUUCACCCAUUGAAAUUCUUGAUAAUUCUAGUAUUUUGCUCAAUGCAGAACUUUUCUCUAAAAUGGCUCUGACAAAGUCUGAUUCUGUUACAGGUGAAAUUCUUCCAGAUACUUCAUACACAGCCUGGGACACAGAAAAAUCAAUUGCUGAACUUUCUAAAAAUCUUGUAGAAUCAGAUUACCCUGUUUCUGGGUUUUCCUCUACACCUAAUGAUGUUACAACAGCUUCAGAUGCGAAAAGCUUGUUUGAGAUGAACACUUCUAAAAAUCUUCAAAAAACGUUUGGUCACAAAACUCCCAUUUUCAAAGCAAAAGAUUACAAUGAAGUUGAUGAUAUCUCAACUGUUGGUGACAUCUGGUCUUACAACAAAUUCUACAAACAUAACAACAAUUAUCUUGAAGAAAAGAAUUAUUUUCAGUCUUCUGAAUUCAAUAAUAAUUACAUAGACAUAACUGCUGAUUCUGAUGGGACCAGUGACAUUGAGCCAAAACCAAAUAGCAACAGGGAACAAGACAUUGACAGAAAAGAGUCAAACAGAUUGCAUACAGAAAGAGGACAAUUAGCAGAGAAAAUUAAUGUGACUACUGAUGAGGUUUCAGGAGUAUGUACAGAUGGUUUUCUAUCAGAAACAUCAAUAAACACAAUAAAAUCUAAACCAUACCCUCUAAAAGACCCUACAAAUUUAAAGAAACGACCGCGUGGAAGACCUAAAAGUUUGAAACGCAUGAAAAUUCAAAAGACAUCAUAAAACUCCUGUUGUAAUUACUCAGAGUUCUAUUAGAAUAAAAAGUAAGGCUGUGUUUGACAAAAAAAAAUGGGGGGGGGAUAUAGAAACAUUUCACUCAAUGAUGAAAUUGUUACAGUAUAAAACAUUAAAAACAGAUAUUCAUCCUUCAGUAUAUAACUUACAUCACAUUGUUAAUUGUGUGUACAGUUAUUUCAACAAAUGUGUGUAUGUUUAUAUACACGUGUGUGUGUGUGUGUGUGUGCAUGCGCACAAGAGUGAGUAUGUGUGUAAUACAUGCACAAAUAUAUAUGUGAAUGUGUGUG